Messenger RNA from Epinephelus lanceolatus (giant grouper), 1475 nucleotides. RefSeq lists its product as uncharacterized. Gene Ontology annotation, molecular function: MHC class II protein binding; protein tyrosine kinase binding. Gene Ontology annotation, biological process: T cell activation; positive regulation of ERK1 and ERK2 cascade; interleukin-15-mediated signaling pathway. Gene Ontology annotation, cellular component: membrane raft; external side of plasma membrane. The record is from RefSeq and is a predicted model, not a curated record. Lineage: Eukaryota; Metazoa; Chordata; Actinopteri; Perciformes; Serranidae.
GAGAGGACAUAUUGUGAGAGAAGGAUGGUUUUCAUUUCAGUGUUAAGACUCUGUCUUCUUUGUCUCACACAGGCAGCAGCUGGACUUCAGUCAUUUGAUCAUUCAGUGAUGUUUGCCUUACUAGGAGGUGAUAUUACUUUGCCAUGUGGCAUACCCUCUCUUAAAUCCUGCUCCUCCGUUAACUGGAACAUGUCCGGAGAGUUUGGAUCAGCCACUGAGAUGGUGAAAGCUGGAAGAGUGACAGCUCCGAACGCCCUCAGGCUUGGCCUGCAAACGGAUUGCUCUCUAGAUAUUAAUGACCUGGAGCUCAAUGAUGCACGACUUUACGCCUGUGGCAGUGGAACACUCAAUUCAAGUGUUUCGCUUCAGAUUCUUGAACUCAUCGAGAGGUCAACUCCUGCAGACGGCACCAUAGAGCUUCACUGUUUCCUCAAUAUGUUUAAAGGAUACGUCCCUUGUAACAACAAAGGCAUACAUAUCAAGUGGAGCACUGAAGACGAUACACCAUUAAACGGGAAAAGAUUUCGCUUUGAAAAUCCCUCUGAAUGCUUCUCUAAACUGAUCAUCACUAAAAAACUGACAGAUCAUCAAAGAAAAUGGAAAUGCCAGCUGACUCAAAACAGCACAGUUAAAGCCGCCAUCACUUAUACAACAACACUACAAGAUGGCAUAGAGGAAGUGUUUGCUGCAGUGGGUGAGUCAGUGUCACUCUCUUGUAGCAACACUUCCUCUCUGCUUGUGGGCAGCCGCAUGAAGUGGGCUGUGGGUGAAAGGACGCUGACAGAUGAUGCAUCGCCUUAUAAAGGCCAAACUGAGGCUUAUCAUGUCAAUAAAGACUCAUCACUGGUUAUUAGCAAAGUGAGUGCUGUGCAUGCUGGGGACUACCAGUGUUCAGAGUCCUCUGGUCAGCAAACGGUGUUAAACAGAAUCAGACUGCACACCCUCGAUGUCUCUUCAGAGCACGGACCAGGAGAUGAUAAUCUCACUUUGACUUGUGUGCUUACCUGCACUACAGAAUGUGGAAAAGACUUAAAUUUAACCUGGUCUGGAGGUAGCCAGAACAGCUGGCAGAACACCUUAAUGAAUGUGAACAACACUCUUAUAAACAGCCUAUUUCUCCCAGUUUCUCCAAAAAAUGACGAAUUAACCUGCUUUGUGCAUAGAGAGGGUGAAGUGACGGCAUCAAAGAAGUGGCACACUGUUAAUUCUCUGCAAACACCUGCUUGGGUAGUCCUCCCUCUAGCCCUCCUGAUAUGUAUAACCGCUGGUGGUCUUUACAUUUUCAUGAAGAGGAAGCACAACAAGGAUGCAGGAAAUGAGCAGUCAAGUAUUGGAAUGACUCAUGUAUAUGAAGUCAUCCAGGAUGCACAUAAUGAGGAACUACACCAGCAAAGAAAAUCCAAAGGAGCAGCCGCUACCACCACUGACAGUUUCUAUGAUUUGUUACAGGCUGUUAACUAAAUAAAAGUGUUCUC